CCACUGCUGGCAGUGAUGGCUUCAGGAAAAGACACUUGUCCUACCUUACCUAAACUCACCAACAACUGCUCUCGUGAGAAUUCCUAUAAGCCUGCUAAUAAGUGUGAUGAGAUUCAUUUGCCACGGUUUUCAUUAAAGCAGGGGAUGAUCCCAAGACGUUAUGUUAUGCCUUGGAAAGAAAACAUGAAAUUCAGGAAUGUGAAUCUGAAGCUAGCAGAAGUGUGUGGAAUCUAUACUGGCCCUUUAGAAGACUCUCUGUUUUUGAAUCACAGCGAAAGGCUUUGCCAUGGGGAGGAUCAUAGAGUUGUCUUGCAGAAAGGACCACCAGAAAUAAAAAUUGCAGAUAUGCCUUUGCAUUCGCCUCUCUCCAGAUACCAAAGCACUGUGAUUUCCCAUGGCUUCAGGAGGCGACUAGUCUGAUGCAAGUAGAAUAAAGUAAUAAAGUGUUUCAAUCUC
Propithecus coquereli (Coquerel's sifaka) is the source of this 456-nucleotide messenger RNA. It is a transcript of the gene SPMIP10, whose product is annotated as testis expressed 43. The transcript has 3 exons. Lineage: Eukaryota; Metazoa; Chordata; Mammalia; Primates; Indriidae. Gene Ontology annotation, biological process: flagellated sperm motility. The record is from RefSeq and is a predicted model, not a curated record. The coding region runs from base 16 to 420 and encodes 134 amino acids.